UAGAUGUGCAUUGUUUACGCCACCAUAGUGUAUAAUUUGUGAUUGUGAGUGAUAAACUGAGACUGAGACGUAUUAUCUCACCAAAACACAGUUUCUAUUGUAUAACCUACAUAUUAAUUCGACUGUUUUCUAGCCUUUCUAACAAGUUUAAAGUUUCACAAACUCAUCAUGAGUCCUAGAGUACAAACCGUUUUAGGAGAUGUCAAGCCAGAAGAUCUUGGGGUAACACUCACCCAUGAGCAUCUGGCUAUGGACUUCACCCACUUUUACCGGAAGCCUCCAAAGCACCUAGCUGACCGGUUCAAUUUUGGCAUUUCCCUGCAGACGGCGGGGUAUCUGCGUCAGUACCCUUACAGUUCCAAAUUCAACCUGGUGCUCAACGACCAAAUGUCUCGUGAUGCCGUUUUUAACGAUGUUGCCUAUUUCAAAAAUUAUGGAGGGGGUACCAUAGUCGAGAAUUCUACUGAAGGUUUAGAUAGAGACCUGGCGUUGUCUGUGGCAGUCUCCAAACAGACUGGCGUUCAUAUCGUAGCGGGGACUGGGUUCUACAUUGCCGAUUUGCAACCUGCCGACCACUUGCACAGCUCUACUGAGGAACUGUGCAACCAUAUGCUAAACGAGUUGACGGCCGGUUGCGUAGAAAAACCCGAUGUCAAGGCUGGGUUCAUGGGCGAGAUAGCCAGCGUAUGGCCCUUGAGAGAUUUCGAAAUUAAGGCUAUAAAAGCAGCUGGCACGCUGCAGCCUCACGUUGGCUGCGGUGUGAGCUUCCACCCUCACCGCGUGGCGGAGGCGCCCUUCGAGAUCGUGCGGCUGUACCUGGAAGCCGGCGGCAAGGCAGACAAGCUGGUCAUGUCCCACCUCGACCGAACAUUGUUAGAACAAGAGAAGCUUCUGGAAUUCGCGGAACUCGGCGUGUACUGUCAAUUCGACCUCUUCGGCGUGGAGGUGUCCUACUACCAACUGAAUGUGGAGACGGACAUGCCCUCGGAUGCGCAGAGAAUAGACCUCAUCAAAACCCUCGUGGAUGAGGGCAAGGAGGACCGGGUCCUCAUGUCACACGAUAUACACACUAAGCACAGACUGGUUGAUUUUGGUGGUCACGGAUAUUCUCACAUUAUCAACAACAUACUGCCGCGAAUGAAAACCAAGGGACUUUCUAAGGCCACCAUUGACAAGAUUACUAUAGAAAACCCUGCUAGAUGGUUAACCAUCGACAAAGAUUAUUAAACUCUUUUUUUGAACAUCUUAAAAUGUACUCAACGCCUUUUGAAAUAAAACCUGUAUUUUCUUAA
This is a messenger RNA of Ostrinia nubilalis (European corn borer), 1292 nucleotides long. Its product is annotated as phosphotriesterase-related protein. The transcript is spliced from 6 exons. Bases 169 to 1227 code for a protein of 352 amino acids. Lineage: Eukaryota; Metazoa; Arthropoda; Insecta; Lepidoptera; Crambidae. Gene Ontology annotation, molecular function: hydrolase activity, acting on ester bonds; zinc ion binding. The record is from RefSeq and is a predicted model, not a curated record. Gene Ontology annotation, biological process: catabolic process.